GAAACUGGCAAGAGACAGCUCAAAUGCUGACAUAACAAAACACAGAGAUAAGCAAAAUAAAAAAUCCUUCAUUUCAUUGACGAGGUCCUCUUUCAAACAAACAUCUCUCUCCUUCGUCGGCUUUCUCUUGUCACUCUUCCCAUUCCAUUGUUUCCUUUGUUGCCCAGUGUUAAUCCCUUCUUCUUCUUCUCUUUCCUCUCUUUGGACCUUUCUCUGUUCUGCAGUCUUUUAUAUGGCGAUCUUUUAUCUUCUACCAUGCCCAUUAUUCUAUCCUCGUCAUUUCCGAAGCUUUCCCCACUUCCCGUUUUCCAGAUUGGAACCCCAUUUGGAGUUUCAAGCUAUUACAGGAGAAUCGGCUUAUUUUUCGUGUUUGGGUUUUUAUGCCCUCUAGUUGUUCGAUGAAAUUCCCACUCUAAGGCACACCCAGGCGUUGUCAUUAGAAGCAGACACUCCAUCCUUAGGACGCAUCAUUUUAGAGGAAAUUAUUUAGAGUCAAUGGCUUCAUCUCUGGAGGAGCUUCUUGCCGAAGAAGGUUUCAGAGGAAGAAGACCGAUAAGGAAGUCUAAAGGACCAUUCAAUUCACACACCACAAGCACAUCUAACAAUGAUUCCCAAGACAAAAGAAACUUGGAUUCUGAUCUGGGCGGUCAAGUUAGAACCACUAUGAAGCCUUCUCUACUCCGGCAUAGCUCUGAUGGAGAUUUUCAUUCAAGAGGUAUAAUGAAAAGUUUGACAGAAGGAGGCACUUUUACAUACAGAGAAAAGAGAGAUAAAAAGUCAAGUAAACAAUACGUGGAGGGAUUUGAUGGGAAAAGACAUGUUAAUGUAACAGAACAAAAGCCAUGCCUUACAAAUUUAGCCAAGGAUAAAACACAAAGAAGACAUAGAUAUAUUUCUGAGGACGAAAAUGAGAACUUCAAGGGCAUAUAUUCUAAUAAAGUGCAUGUCCGGCAUGGUGUAAAAAGUGUAGCCAAAGAAAAAGAGCUAUAUAAAGAGAGGUGGUCAGGUAAGAACAUAGAUGUGGAAAAAAGGCAGAGAAACAGUUUGAAGAAAAAUUUAUUUGGGCGUAUAAAUUUUCAUCAUUGCAAUGAAACAGCUGUUUAUUUGCCAGAGAGGUCUUAUGAUAAAAGUAAAACCAAUGCCAGUACAAGAAAUUGGAAAAACUUUGAAGAUGAUCACAGCCAAACACACGACAAUUUUGAAGAUGAUCACAGUCAAACACAUGACACUUUUGAAGAUGAUCGCAGUCAAACACAUGACACUUUUGAAGAUGAUCGCAGUCAAACACAUGACACUUUUGAAGAUGAUCGCAGUCAAACACAUGACACUUUUGAAGAUGAUCACAGUCAAACACAGGACACUUUUGUAGAUUUAGUUUCUCUUCCUGCUUUAGAUGAAGUUGCUGUCCAAGCUGUGGUUUCUAUCAUUAAUGGUCAUCUUAAAUAUUUUCUCAAAGACAAGGAUUUCCGCUUGAUGCUUCGGCAAAAUACUUUCAAUCCACUGAAUUUCAUUGGAGUUGAAGAAUGCAACAGUUCCAAGGUUGUUGCUACUCUUGAACAAGCAAUUGACGUGGUUGAAAAAGCUGCUGAAGGAUUUUCAACUGAAAAGAACUUAAAGAAAGCAUUAUUGCAGCUGAGUAUGAUAGCAGGACUGAAUACAAAUGCUUUAAAGGAUGGCUUUACAUUUGGGAUAUCUAAUUCAAAGUUAUCUGCUUGUGCGCAUCUCUACCUCGGUAUAAUAUUCAAGAUACAAAAUAAAAAACGCAGUUCAGCCAAGCAUAUUUUACAAGUAUUUUGCAAUCUGACUUUUCAGGCACGAAUUGUGUUGUUUCCAAAACUAUGGGACGAUCUAUUUCUUCCACAUCUAUUGCAUAUAAAAUCAUGGUAUGACUAUGAAGCUGAUUCAUUAGUCAAUGCUCCAAAACAGUCUAGAAAGCAGAAACUUCUUGAUAAAGUGUAUAAUGAAACCCUGGAUUCUGGUACUUGUAAAUAUGCAGUUUACUACAAGGAUUGGCUCACUGGAAUUGAAGCUCCGGAACCCUCCAUCGUGGUCCCAGCUGUAUCUUUUGAGGGAGUUGAUCAGGAAAGCCCUGUUAAUAAUUCUACUGCAACGACUCUUUGCAAUGAUUUUGUCUCACCUAAUCUGAUGGUCAGUAAAAAACUAUAUGAUGCUAUGUUUGCCACCUCAAAGAAUCAGGCAGCUCCACAUACUGAAAUUGAAUGGGAAUUAGAGAACCUCGACAACUGUGUCAGAAGCUCUAAUAGUUCAAAUGUUUCAAAACAUACACAAAUAUACUACUCUGACACAACUAAAGACUUGGAUCAAGAUACUGAUGCGGAUUCUAUGGGAAGCACAACAGAGAAUACAUCCUCUUCCGAAAAUUGUAAAGCACAAGAAUGGAAGACGUACAAUAUCAAUGCUCUAUCAGAAAUGGACGGUAGUGAUGAAUUCUGCAGUUCUACGACAUGGAAAAAUAAUGAAAUUGAUUUUGAAGUGCUGCAUGCUCAGUCAAAUACAGAUGGAAACAGCUAUAGUCGACAAAAGCUUGCACAACCCAGCCAUGAAGUAAGAUACUCACACACUUUGGAAGAUCUUGGAUUAUUUGAUCCUUCAAAUUUCAGUCAUGCAUCAUCAUCUUCUCUUCCUAUCAAGGUUAAUCCCUCUUUAAGAGAGCCAAAUGAUAGUUAUGAGUCCUCUGAUGAAAUAUCCUCUGUCUUCAGCCUUCCUAAGGACUUCAUAUGCCCUUUAACUGGACAGUUAUAUCAAGAUCCUGUGACUCUGGAGACUGGUCAAAGUUUUGAGAAGACGGCUAUCAAGGCAUGGCUUGAUCAAGGACACAGAACUUGUCCUGUGACUGGAAAGAAAUUGGAAACUUUAGCCAUACCUCUUACGAAUUUUAUUUUGCAACGUGUCAUUAAAAAUUGGAAUUCCAAUCGUCGGAGGAAUUUCCUGGCCUUCCUUUCUCAGAGAGUGCACAGUUCAGAAAAAUCUAUGACUAAUAACAAGAGUGAAACGACAAUAUUUAUAUUAGAUCAGUUUCUAACUGCUGGUGGCAAGGUGGAAGCAAUGGAGAAUGCCAAUUAUCUUAUUGCUAAUGGAUACUUGCGGUUUCUUAUUCAACUGUUUGAAUCAGGAAAUCUGGAAGAGAAGACACGUGUUUUGGCACUCUUAUCUCGUUGUAUUCAAGCAGAUGAACAGUGCAGAAAUCAGAUAGCUGAUGAAAUUAGCAUAAGCUCUCUUGUCAAUCUACUUCACAGCAAGCAGGUUAAGUCAUUAGAAAGUGUUGUGCAGCUUCUGACCAAAUUAAUUUUCCUUAAGAGGAGAAAAGAUGUAACUUUAUUUUUAAGCCGUUUGCUGAAAGAAGAUUCAGAGGACACAUUGCAGGCUAUCCUUGUAUACCUCCGAAGUUCUCCACCUGUGCAAAGGCCACUUGUUGCUGUACUUCUGUUACACUUUAACCUAGUGGUGGAAUCUCUGCAGCAAAGUAUGUAUAUGGAAGAAGCUCUUGAUGCCAUUAUCAAAGCCCUUGACGCUAGCCUAACUAAUCAGAAGAUCCGAGAAAGCUGCUGUGAAGCAAUUUUAAUUUUGGGUGGGCACUUUCCUUUGCGUGAGACGUUUGGGAGUAUGACACUAAAAGAAGUAGGAUUUAUUAACUUUUGUGAAGUGGAUUCUAUAGAUUAUAAAGAAGAGAAUCCUGAAAUGAACAACAAAAAGUUAGUGGAAGAUGAAAAACAGGCAAUUGAAGAAUGGCGGAGGAAGUUGACUUUAUCCUUGAUGAAAAGUGUGAAGCAACCAUUUUUUGAGAUCAUUUCGAAGUGUUUGGCUAUUGGAAGCCUUGAUUUAGUGGGGGUGGGGCUAUCCACUUUGACAUGGUUGAGUUUUUCCCUUCCUCGCCUUCCUGCUCCAAAAUUUCAUCCCCUAACCUUAUCAGAUCUUAUCAGUCUGCUUAAAGCUUGCUUGCAAAAUAGUAUGCUAGUUGAACAUAAGAUUCUUGCUUCAACUUGUCUGCUCAAUCUCAGCAAAAUUGCAGAAUGCAGGUUAAUUGUGAUUGCUAUCCGCAAAGAGAUUGAAGAUCCUCUUAGAAGCAUUGCUGAAAUCUCACAAUCUGCUAAGCACCUUUAUGCCAUUAUUACUAGAAGGGAAAACAUUUGAACAGAAGAAAAGAAGAUAAAGAAUGAAGAAUUCCGAAUCACCUUCAUAGUUUACAAUUUUAUAGUUGAUUUGAUUACUAACCUUUCUUUGUUAUGAUUAUUAUAGAUGUUAUCACUCUGAAACACUGCACAUCUUUUCUGAGGUUUGAUAUGAGAAGGUGGAAAAGAGAUAGCCAAAUGAGCCUUGUGAAAGAUAAUGCUAGAAAUUAAAAGGAAAAUUAUCAGAAAGAACACUAAAAAAUUUUCACUUUCCAUAAAUAGUAUCCUUUUUGGCCAA
Cucumis melo (muskmelon) is the source of this 4428-nucleotide messenger RNA. RefSeq names its product putative E3 ubiquitin-protein ligase LIN. The record is from RefSeq and is a predicted model, not a curated record. Gene Ontology annotation, biological process: protein ubiquitination. Lineage: Eukaryota; Viridiplantae; Streptophyta; Magnoliopsida; Cucurbitales; Cucurbitaceae. Gene Ontology annotation, molecular function: ubiquitin-protein transferase activity. The coding region runs from base 496 to 4152 and encodes 1218 amino acids. The transcript has 10 exons.